AUGCCGACAAUCUUCCCAAAUAAUCUAUAUCGCCUCCGGCAAGCAUUCGGGAUCAAACUCACGCCGUCGGCGUCGGUCGUGCAGAUUGCAGCCUCGGCCGGCUUCGACACACUCUUCAUCGACCUCGAGCAUUCGACCUUGUCCGUCAGCGAUGCCAGCCAGCUUUGCACGACGGGUCUGUUGGCAGGGAUAACUCCGUUCGUGAGAGUCCCGUAUCAAUGCGGUGACGGAUUCGUCCAGAAGGUCUUGGACGGAGGAGCCAUGGGCGUCAUUUUCCCCCAUGUGAGCACGAGAGCUGAGGCCGAAUCCGCCGUCUCCAUAUCGAAAUACCCGCCAGUCGGAAAACGUUCGAUGACCGGGCAACUCCCCCAGUUCGCAUACGCGGCCCAGCCACACUCCGUCGUGAUCUCCGAAUCCAACGACCUGGGCUCGACCGUCAUCGUCAUGAUCGAAACCCAGGAGGCUCUGGAAAACCUCGACGCCAUCGCCUCCGUCCCAGGCGUCGACGUGCUCCUCGUCGGGUCCAAUGACUUGUCCAUCGAGCUCGGCAUUCCCUCGCAGUUUGACAGCCCGGUGUACAAGGCCGCGAUGGAGAAAGUGAGUCAGGCGUGCAAGAAGCACGGCAAGAUCAUGGGACUGGGCGGGGUUUACGACAAUCCCACGAUCCACGGCUGGGCGGUGCAUGACUUGGGCGUGGGUUAUAUCCUGGGCGGCCAGGAUUCGAGUUUCAUUGCAAAAGGAGCAAAGGCUUGUGCUGAUGCGUUGGUGAAAGUGGAGAAGAAACAAUCCUGA
Messenger RNA from Fonsecaea nubica, 792 nucleotides. RefSeq lists its product as hypothetical. The coding region runs from base 1 to 792 and encodes 263 amino acids. The record is from RefSeq and is a predicted model, not a curated record. The transcript has 3 exons. Gene Ontology annotation, cellular component: cytoplasm. Gene Ontology annotation, molecular function: aldehyde-lyase activity. Lineage: Eukaryota; Fungi; Ascomycota; Eurotiomycetes; Chaetothyriales; Herpotrichiellaceae.